AUGUCCCAGAUGGAGGAGAUGACUGAGGCACAGAAACUGGCUCGCAGCACUGGUAGCUUCAUGCUGGGCAUGACCCUGGCCAGCUUGUAUGGGGCUCUGGUGCUGCUGGCCCAGGGGCACGAUAUCAGGUACUGCCUGGUCUCCACCAUCAGCCUGGGAGCAAUGCUGGGACUGGGCAUGGCCUUCUCCAUCAGGGCGCGGGUCACUGUGCUGCUGUCGCUGCCCCACAUCUUCACCAAGGAGGGGAAGAUGCUGAUGCUGAUGCUGGCGUUGUGCAUGGCUGUGCAGGGACCCUGCACCAACAUCCUGAACAACUUCUCCCAGUCUGCCCAGUCGCUGGCGUGUGGGGCUGAGCUGGCCCUCAACCAGACAGCUGAGAGGCUGCACCGUGCCCAGGAGCCAUUGAUGAAAAUGCUGAACAAAAUCAAGGAGAUCUCCCAGAAAGCCAAAGUGGUGGGCGACCACGUCCGCAAGUUCUUCCGUGCCAUCAUGGACUCCGUUGGCCACGUGGCCCGAGCCCUGCACAGCGUCUGGAAGUGGCUGGUGAAUGUGGGCAACUUGUGCAAUGAGGAGCUGGGGUCACCGUACCGCCGCUGUGUGCGCCUCUUCGACGAGGCCUAUGAUAACUGCAUGAAGACCAUCCCUUUCCUCUUCUUCCUCUGCUACAUCGUCCCCGCCUUCCGGUUCCUCUGUGGCCUGGCCAACAUUGUCUUCGUGUUCUGCAUCAUCCCGAACUACAUCCAGUCCUUCCUGAAGAGAAACAUUGCAGACCCCCUCAAGAACUCUCUGAACCGUGUCCGCCGGGAGUUUGAGUUCAACAUCACAGCUGUGCACCGCUUUGACAUCAGCCUCAAUGCCAGCAAGAGCCUGGGCGAGGUGGCCAUGGACAUCAUGGAGGGCGUGCACAUGCAGCUGGAGCCUGCCCACAACAUCCUGGCACUCUUCACACACUUCUCCUUCUUAGCCAUCAUCUACAUGUACUUCCAGGCUGUGCGGUACCGUCGCCGGUAUCUGCGGGACGAGACCUUCGACAACGUCUACAUCACACAGAGCUUUGUGGAGCUGGACAUGCGGUGUGCAGAGCAGGGCAAACCCACGGUCCUGCCUCUCUCAGUCUGGGAGAGUGGCCGCUACAUCCUGCCAGGUGGGAUGUGGCUGUCACGGCAGGAGCAGCGCCGGUACGGGCUGGAGCUGGUGGGGGUCCUGCGCCACGUGGUGCUGGGGGUCAGCAUCAUCCUGGCUGACUAUAGCCUCUUCUGGCUGCUUGAGCUGGUCCAGCACCACUUGCAAGGGGAGAUCGUCGCCAGGGCACCGGUGGUGUUGGGCAUCCAUGUCAACGGGAAGGGCUACACCAGCGAGAUCUUCCGGGAUGUGGUCUCUGCCUUCGAUGCGCUGCAGCGCGGCAACGUCUCGGUGCUCUCUCAGCGCUGCCGCCUCCAGCCCAUGGAGCCCGACUACGGCACCUACAUCAACAUGGGACUCCUGUAUGGCACCUGCAUCUUCAUCGCCGUUUUUGGCACCCACGUGGCACGCCUGCGCCGGCUGGUGUGUGCCACUUACUACCCAUCCCGUGAGCAGGAGCGCGUGGCCUACCUCCACAGUGCCAUCCUGGCGCGGCGGGUAGGGCUGGCACGUGCCCUGCGCCAAGCUGUUACCCAGCACACAGCCGACACGGGGCAGAGCAACCUCUUCCUCAUCCUCACCUCCAGGUUCCGCAUCCUUGCCCGGCUGGCCCGGUGCUUGGGCAUCCAGCAGAAACGCUGCCUGGCCUGUGGGGUGUCAGAGCAGCCGGACUUUGUUGCCUGCAUCACACCUGGGUGCAAGGGGCUUUAUUGCAGUGAGUGCUACGAAACCUUGAGCAACACCUGCAUCAUCUGCAUGGGCCCCCUGACCUAUGGGGACAUCAAGGAUGAGGAGAUGGACUCCAGUGAUGAGGAGACAGUGGGGCUGUGGCUGGAGGCGGUGCAGGUGCUGCGGGGCCAGGAGCGAGGGCGGCAGCUGCAGCGGCGGAUCCGGGAGGUGGCCCGGGGCCGGGGGGGUGGCCGCAGGUUGCCCCCUGAGAUGAUGGCCCGGCUGCAGGCCCAGCUGACAGAGGAUGAGAGCGAGGAGAGCGAUGAGGGCAGCACAGACAGCUCACUCUCCAGCCUGGAUUUUGCCUACCAGGAGGAGCUGGAGAGCAGCAGAGACAGUGACCUGGAGGAGGUGAUGGUCCAGCGGCCGCCCAGCAGGAUGGGUGGGGCCAGGUGA
Messenger RNA from Apus apus (common swift), 2247 nucleotides. It is a transcript of the gene DCST2, whose product is annotated as DC-STAMP domain containing 2. Gene Ontology annotation, cellular component: membrane. The coding region runs from base 1 to 2247 and encodes 748 amino acids. Lineage: Eukaryota; Metazoa; Chordata; Aves; Apodiformes; Apodidae. The record is from RefSeq and is a predicted model, not a curated record. The transcript is spliced from 15 exons.